AUGCCCGCUCUGCCCGAUUCCUUGAGCACUGCAAUCGAUGCCCUGCGCAUUGCCUCUAGCACGCCGCCGAAGCAGCGCCCCCAAAGCGUCGCCGCCCAUGUCGAUGCCGUGUGCAGUCACGCCUACCAGAAUGGCCUCGCCCGCGACCAGCUCAAGGCCAUCGUCGCAAUUGUCACGCGCAAGGCCCGUCUUGACCAAACCAGCCAAACCAAUCUGGUCAAGAAUCUCUACCCGGCCGACAGGAUAUCCUCCGAGAUCAUCACCACGGUCGUAUGCGGCCUCGGACAGGGCCAAGCCAAGCCCUCGUCCGCCACCCAGUCCGCCCUCGUCAAGUGGCUAAUUGCCGUCCUUGACGUCCUCGAAGAUGCAACCAUCUUGUCCAAGCUGUACGGCCUUAUCUUCAACCUGCUUGACAUGCUGGCACUUCGCACGCCGCUCUGCCAUCUGCUGUCUUUGAUCACAAGACGGAAACACGUAAGACCAUUCCGCAUUCAACAGCUGCUGGAAUUGGUGCGUGCGACUGCCCAGGAUCCCGCUCUAGUCGGUUUGUUACGGGUCUACAAAGACUACUAUCCAGACAUCAUCAUUGGCAAUGCGGCUACUAGCCGGGCGUCGCUCCCGACGCCGUCGCAAGAUGAGUGGCGGCAGAGGCUGCACGCUAUCCAGGAAGCGAACGCGGAAAGGGCGGAGCGGGUCAAACCGCAUCAAAACGGCUUCAAGGUGAUACGCCGUGGGGCAAAGCGGAGCAAAGCGUCGAUUGUCCCCGAGGUACACACGUCGCGCGCGCAUGAGACGUCUGUCACACUCGACGAGCUCGAUACUGCCGACGAUCUAAUUAAGAGCCUGGACAAGGUCGAACUGCCUAACCAGAUUCUGGCCUCACUGAAGGACCCGCUCCUGCAGAAGUACCUGAUCCUCAAGUCAUCUGAUGUCGCUGCAAGGAGACUCGAGUUUUGGCUGGAGUGCUUCCUUCGUGACGCACUCGAUGCCACUGCGGACGGCUCGGGUGCUCCGAGCGACCUCAACGAGCUCUUGGAAGGGCUCCUCAGCUACACCAAAGCCACAAAGAUUCUCCUCCCGAUUGUCCAAGAAUUCUUCAAGUCCUACCUCACUGUCUGGAACGGCUCUGAUUGUUCCGCUGCCGUCAUUGGCCUUCUGUCUUUCUUGCCCAUACAAACCUUUGACGGCUUCCGAGACACGUAUCUCAAACCAGCAGAAAUCGCCAUUGUAUCGAGUGGUACAGAUGAUGCAUACGAACGCCUUCUCGAUCUAUACACACAGCUCACGCGAAAGUGGGCGCAUGCAGCCAACAACGAUGGCAAAGACGCCUCCGGACAGCCUCAGCCAGGCGGACCACUAUCCCAAAACUUUGCCAAUUUGACAACGCACAUCUCAACAACCAUCCUCUCCAUCCUCUCGUCGGUCCCCUUGACGACCAACACCGCUACAUCUACCCUCACAUUCUACAGCACCCUCGCCACCCUUUCCACUCCUAUCACACCGCUCACCAUUCCGCCCGCCCUCACUAUCUACAACCUCCUCUUCCACCCCUCCCUUGCCACCCUCUCCCAGGUCUGCGCCCUCCUCACCACCUACAAGCGCGCCUUCGAAGCCGACAUGCACAGCGUGACGCUCCCGCGUGCCACCACCAAUGCUUUCAACGGGUACCUCAUGGACGUCGCCAACCUGCUCUGGCGCUCCCGGGGUCUAACAUCGCACGACCUCAACGCGCUCGCCUGCCUCUGCCCCGCACCCCUCCACGACGCGCUGAACGCCUACGUCGCGCGGCUAGAAACAGUCCCUGCACUCGCAGCGGCAGCAGCCGCCGCCAACAAUAGCAGCAGCACGACGCCGACGCCCGCCACGCCGCCGCCACCCAAGCCGGCCGAGUACACCCUGACGGCGCACUUCUCGCUGCCGGCAAACCAUCUGACGUGCGCGCCGGCGGCAGCGGCGUUCGCGCGGCUUGAGCAGCGCGCCGUCCUGGCCGCGGAUGCGGUGCGCCAUGCUCCCGGCCCCGUCUCGCAGCGCAGCCUGCAUCGCCUGGCGAAGGCGGGCGGGAUGGAGCUGUCGUGGAAGGCGUAUCGAGUGGAGGUGCUGAGGUGGUUGGAGGAAAAGGGUGUUACGGGCAUACGCGACUUUAUGUUUGCGACGAUGAAGGAUUUGAUGAGGGAGGCGGCUUGAGGUGGGGUUGUGGGAUGAGGGGAGGGGAGGGGGAUGGUGGGGUCGUGGGGUAAGGUGCUGGAGGUGCCUUGAUGGUAUCAACUUGCCUACCUGCAUGCAUACUUGACAGAGCUCAUCAGUACGAGUACU
Molecule: messenger RNA, 2313 nt
Organism: Aplosporella prunicola CBS 121167
Lineage: Eukaryota; Fungi; Ascomycota; Dothideomycetes; Botryosphaeriales; Aplosporellaceae
Exons: 8
Coding region: 1-2184 (727 amino acids)
Cellular component (GO): kinetochore; nuclear body; cytosol
Source: RefSeq, a predicted model, not a curated record